AUGAAGGAUAAGGUAGAUGAUUUUGAUAAACAUGCUAUAAGACGGAAGAUACAAAAAUGUUGGUCUGACAGUGAGUUGCCAACGUUUGAAAAAAUAAUGAAUGUUGUUAACGAAGAUGAGGACUUACCAUAUUAUUCAAGUAUAUCACUCUAUAGAUUAUUAAAAUCUAUGGAUUUCGUGUACGUGAAACAUGGUCGUAGUAGCGCAUUAAUUGAGAAAAAUGAAAUGGUUGAUUGGCGGAGGCGAUAUUUAAGAGCGAUACGGCGAUAUCGAGAUGAGGGUCGGCCAAUAUAUUAUUUGGACGAAACUUGGGUCAAUGCUGGUGACGUUCCAUACAAAGUUUCGUGUGAUAAAUUAGUGCUGUACCAGGAUGCAUAA
This is a messenger RNA of Macrosiphum euphorbiae (potato aphid), 378 nucleotides long. NCBI's taxonomy places the organism in Eukaryota, Metazoa, Arthropoda, Insecta, Hemiptera, Aphididae. The record is from the annotation of a GenBank genome assembly.